AUGAUCCGAAUCUUUCCGGAUUUCAGCGUGCAGGUGACGGCCGCGGCGGCCGGCGGGGCGGCCGCGGGGGUGCCGGCCGGUGCGGGCAUGGGGAGGGCCGGCGCCGGGGCCAACGGCACCCCGCAGAACGUCCAGGGCAUCACCUCCUACCAGCAGCGAAUAACUGCCCAGCAUCCUCUGCCCAACCAAUCAGAAUGUAGGAAAAUCUACAGAUAUGACGGAAUCUACUGUGAAUCUACCUACCAGAAUUUACAAGCAUUGAGAAAGGAGAAAUCUCGAGAUGCUGCUCGCUCCCGGCGGGGAAAAGAAAAUUUUGAGUUCUACGAAUUGGCCAAGUUGUUGCCGCUUCCUGCAGCCAUUACCAGCCAGCUUGAUAAAGCAUCCAUCAUCCGACUUACAAUUAGCUAUCUGAAAAUGAGGGACUUUGCUAACCAAGGAGACCCUCCGUGGAACUUGCGCAUGGAAGGCCCUCCACCUAACACCUCAGUAAAAGGGAUACAAAUGUGGAAAUCUGAACUCUGCAUGAGAAAGACACCAUGUGAAGGUGCACAACGAAGAAGGAGUCCCAGCGCGCUAGCCAUUGAAGUAUUUGAAGCACAUUUGGGAAGUCACAUUUUGCAGUCCCUGGAUGGCUUUGUAUUUGCACUAAAUCAAGAAGGAAAAUUUUUGUACAUUUCUGAAACAGUAUCCAUCUACCUGGGCCUCUCACAAGUGGAGCUGACAGGCAGCAGCGUCUUUGACUAUGUCCACCCGGGAGACCACGUGGAGAUGGCAGAGCAGCUGGGCAUGAAGCUCCCACCUGGGCGUGGUCUCCUGUCGCAGGGCACCGCUGAGGAUGGAGCCAGCUCAGCAUCUUCCUCUUCUCAGUCCGAGACCCCUGAGCCAGUGGAGUCAACCAGUUUGUUAACUACCGACAACACCCUGGAGCGCUCCUUCUUCAUUCGAAUGAAAUCUACACUGACCAAACGCGGUGUGCAUAUCAAAUCUUCAGGAUAUAAGGUGAUUCACAUAACAGGCCGGCUACGCCUGAGAGUGUCGCUGUCCCAUGGAAGGACUGUCCCCAGCCAAAUCAUGGGUCUUGUGGUUGUGGCUCAUGCCUUGCCACCUCCUACAAUCAACGAAGUCAGAAUUGACUGCCACAUGUUUGUCACUCGCGUGAAUAUGGACCUCAAUAUCAUUUACUGUGAAAAUAGGAUUAGUGAUUACAUGGAUCUGACCCCUGUAGACAUCGUAGGGAAAAGAUGCUAUCACUUCAUCCAUGCUGAAGAUGUCGAGGGCAUCAGGCACAGUCACCUGGACUUGCUGAAUAAAGGUCAGUGUGUGACGAAGUACUAUCGCUGGAUGCAGAAGAAUGGAGGAUAUAUCUGGAUACAGUCUAGUGCUACCAUAGCUAUUAAUGCCAAGAAUGCAAAUGAAAAGAACAUCAUCUGGGUGAAUUAUCUUCUUAGCAACCCUGAGUACAAGGACACACCUAUGGACAUCGCACAGCUCCCCCACCUGCCAGAGAAAACUUCCGAAUCCUCCGAGACAUCUGACUCUGAAUCUGACUCUAAAGACACCUCAGCUGAGGACAAUGAGAACUCCAAGUCUGACGAGAAGGGGAAUCAAUCUGAAAACAGCGAAGAUCCUGAGCCCGACCGGAAGAAGUCGGGCAAUGCGUGUGACAACGACAUGAACUGCAAUGACGACGGCCACAGCUCCAGCAACCCCGACAGCCGCGACAGCGACGACAGCUUCGAACACUCGGACUUUGAGAACCCCAAGGCGGCCGAGGACGGCUUCGGGGGGCUGGGCCCCAUGCAGAUCAAGGUGGAGCGUUACGUGGAGAGCGAGUCGGACCUGCGGCUGCAGAACUGCGAGUCGCUCACGUCAGACAGCGCCAAGGACUCGGACAGCGCGGGCGAGGCGGGCGCGCAGGCCUCCAGCAAGCACCAGAAGCGCAAGAAGAGGCGGAAACGCCAGAAGGGCGGCAGCGCCAGCCGCAGGCGCCUCUCCAGCGCGUCGAGUCCUGGCGCAGCAGCCGGGCUUGUGGAGCCCCCGCGGCUGCUGUCUUCCCCUCACAGUGCCUCUGUGCUCAAGAUCAAGACGGAGAUCUCGGAACCCAUCAACUUCGACAACGACAGCAGCAUCUGGAACUACCCGCCCAACCGGGAGAUCUCCCGGAAUGAGUCUCCCUACAGCAUGACCAAGCCCCCCAGCUCCGAGCACUUCCCGUCCCCGCCCGGUGGCGGCGGCGGCGGCGGCGGCGGCGGCGGCGGCGGCGCGGGCCUGCACGUGGCCAUCCCGGACUCGGUCCUCACCCCGCCGGGCGCCGACAGCGGCGGCGCGGCCACCCGCAAGACUCAAUUCAGCACCUCAGGCAGCACAGCCCUGGCCCCGGUGGUGGCCGCGGCGGCCUCAGACCCGCUGUCGCCCCCGCUCUCGGCGUCCCCGCGGGACAAGCACCCCCCCGGGGGCGGCGGCAGCGGAGGCGGCGGCAGCAAUGGCGGCGGCGGCCCCGGGGCGUCUAACUCCUUGCUGUACACUGGGGACCUGGAGGCUCUGCAGAGGCUACAGGCCGGCAACGUCGUGCUCCCCCUGGUGCACCGGGUGACCGGGACCCUGGCGGCCACCAGCACAGCGGCGCAGAGGGUCUACACCACGGGCACCAUCCGCUACGCGCCCGCCGAGGUGACCCUGGCCAUGCAGGGCAACCUGCUGCCCAACGCACACGCCGUCAACUUCGUGGACGUCAACAGCCCCGGCUUCGGCCUCGACCCCAAGACGCCCAUGGAGAUGCUUUACCACCACGUGCACCGGCUCAACAUGUCGGGACCGUUCGGCGGGGCGGUGAGCGCCGCCAGCCUGACGCAGAUGCCCGCCGGCAACGUGUUCACCACGGCCGAGGGACUCUUCUCCACGCUGCCCUUCCCGGUCUACAGCAAUGGCAUCCACGCCGCACAGACUCUGGAGCGCAAGGAGGACUGA
Dipodomys spectabilis (banner-tailed kangaroo rat) is the source of this 2967-nucleotide messenger RNA. RefSeq names its product neuronal PAS domain protein 3 (gene Npas3). The transcript is spliced from 15 exons. Bases 1 to 2967 code for a protein of 988 amino acids. Gene Ontology annotation, biological process: regulation of transcription by RNA polymerase II. The record is from RefSeq and is a predicted model, not a curated record. Gene Ontology annotation, molecular function: DNA-binding transcription factor activity, RNA polymerase II-specific; RNA polymerase II transcription regulatory region sequence-specific DNA binding; protein dimerization activity. Lineage: Eukaryota; Metazoa; Chordata; Mammalia; Rodentia; Heteromyidae.